Messenger RNA from Daucus carota subsp. sativus, 2252 nucleotides. RefSeq names its product F-box/kelch-repeat protein At3g23880. Gene Ontology annotation, molecular function: protein binding. The record is from RefSeq and is a predicted model, not a curated record. The coding region runs from base 376 to 1680 and encodes 434 amino acids. NCBI's taxonomy places the organism in Eukaryota, Viridiplantae, Streptophyta, Magnoliopsida, Apiales, Apiaceae. The transcript is spliced from 4 exons.
AAAAUUAAUAAAAUUAAUGUUCACGUCAGUCUCUACCCCGCUUCUCUAGCAUUAUUCUUUUUAGCCGGGAUGAAAGAAAAUAGGACACAAACAGAGAGAGGAGGGAAUAUAGAAAAGAAAAUGGGUACGACUGAUAUAAUUUCACAAUAACGCAGGGAUGCAUGAAAAUAAUACUCGUUGCUGCAACAGAACAGAUAUAUAGGAACCUCCUAGCUUCCACGUUUUAUUUACGUUCUCGUUGCUAUGCCUCCUCUGUGUUUGAUAGAUUGCGCAAGAGUUUCCGGAGUUUACUGCAUACCAAAUGGUUGAUAAUAGUCAUUACAAGAUCAAAGUUUGUCAAAGAAUCCCCAUGACAACGUUCAUGGCAAUAUAUGUAUGUUGAGCCUGUAUCUACUGCUUUCAUCGUACAUAGGUAUGGUAAUAGUAAGGGAGAUUUUAAACAUUUCUGGGGGGGAUCGAUCACUAUGCAAUUUACCAGUCGAACUUCUAAGUGAAAUCUUUUUAAAGCUUCCAGUGAGGUCGCUGUUGGCUUGCCAGUGUGUGUGCAAAUCAUUUGACAGGCUGAUCAAAAGCCCUGCAUUUACAGCUAGCCAUGUCAAUCACAACUCUACUUCUAGUACCAACACCUAUUGUUCAGUCAAUAUUCUUGUCAUUGACGAGGAUUUUAAAGACAGAUGCGAGCAAAUCCUGAUAAAUAACGAAGGCGGUUCUGUAAUUUCUACUUCUCAUGUGAGACAGAGUAAUCCUCUCGCAACCAAUAUCUCCGUUAUAGGCAGCUGCAAUGGUUUGUUUUGUGCUUAUCUUAAUAUAUUUGGUGAACCAUGGGCAUCUCGCAUAAUGCUUUGGAAUCCUGUCACAAGAGAUAAUAGAUUUCUUCCGAAACCCAAGAUUGAUGCUCCGCACAGGCAAUUUUUCCCUGUUAAUGCAUUUGGUUUUGUCCCUGAAAGUAACGAGUUCAAGGUAGUGAGGAUUGUUUCCUAUUAUACUUCAGGCAAUAUAGAAUUACCCUCGCCUGGUGAUGUUUUUGUAAUGCAAGCUGAAGUGUACAAAAUGAGUACAGAUUCUUGGACUGUCUUGAACGCAAGUGCUAUACCUUGUUAUGGGCCUCAACAUAUGUUCUUGGAAAUUGAAUCUUUUUUACCGCUCAAGUUUAAUCGGCCUACUAGGACAUUGUUCUUAGAGGGAGCAUUUCACUGGCUUGCUGUAAAUCCAAAAAAUGUUUAUGAUCUUUGUGCAGCAGUAGUGGCAUUUGAUCUUGAGCAUGAGGAGUUUAAAAUAAUCAGCUUACUGGAGUCUCAUAGAAUUUUGCACUCAAAGAAGGGCCAGCUUGAGAUUAUAAACGAUCUUCUUGGUCUAAUUGUUCCUCACAGGCCCGGUUUUUCCCCAGACUUUGACGUAUGGGUGAUGAAUGAUUACGGGAGUAAAGAGUCUUGGACUAGGAUGUAUUGUGUUAAACAAUCUACUGGAUUUGCACGUCCAUGUGGAUAUUGGAAAGAUGAUCUUCUGCUAAUGGUUGAGAACGGCAGGCGUAAUAGGUUGUUUUUUUAUGACCUCCGUACCAAAGAAAGGCAGAACAUCUUAAAUUCUGGGUAUUUCUACUACGAAUAUUUCUGUAGUUAUGUUGAAACACUUGUCCCGGUCAGCAGAAGGAAUGCAGUCGUUGAAAAUGCUGAUGAUUAAGGUGAUGGUCAACGCUGGGUUUGAGAAAGGUUAUAUUGUUUAUAUCGUUGUUAUGUAAUACUAACUGAGUACUCGUGCAGUCAUGCUACCUGAAUACUACUGGAAGUGGAACUAAAUGGGGGAGCUUUGCGUUGUGCAUGAAGCUAGACAUAACCUGAAGUUUGCCAUGCAUUUGAAUCUGUUCUUGUUUUGUGCUUUUUAAGCGUGGACUGCUGUGUUUUCCGGAAGUUUGCUGUCUCAUUAUUGUAUUCAGUGAUUUAGUCUUCUAAAAUUGUUGUUGAGAGUACUUUGUGAUCUUUUAUCUUCUUUGUUGCACUAAUAAAACGAUAGGCAAUGGAGUUUGUUUUGCCUCAAAUUUCAUCUAGUUAACAUGAUUGAAAACGGACCCCUGAUCGAUGACCAGCACACAUUGUAUUUGUAGGUCAUAUUUUGUGCUUUGCUCUUUUUUAAACCAGGUGAAACAAAGGUCAUAUUUAAGCCUUACACACGGUUUAGAGUCAUUUACUCGGUGAAUGAAUUCGGAGGAAGUACGGUACAUGAAUGAAAUUUGAACUAUGUUUGAACAAGUUCAA